Molecule: messenger RNA, 750 nt
Organism: Ctenocephalides felis (cat flea)
Lineage: Eukaryota; Metazoa; Arthropoda; Insecta; Siphonaptera; Pulicidae
Product: clumping factor A-like
Exons: 1
Coding region: 1-750 (249 amino acids)
Source: RefSeq, a predicted model, not a curated record
AUGGACAGUAGUAGUGAUGAAUCGACAACCGGUUCAACUUGUAGUUAUAAUACAGCAAAAGCCACUUUGAAUUCGGAUGUAAGUGAUGUUUCUGUAUCGGAGGUGAUGACUUCUACGUCUUAUGAAGUAUCACCCAAAGUUAGGGAUGAGACUUUUGUGUUGACCGACGAGUUGGAUGAUAGUUUUUCGGAAACUGAUUUUGUUGAUACCGUAGAUUUAUCCCCGAGUGUUACGACAACGACCACAACAAGUAGUUAUGAUACUGACAGAUCUAGCGAUUUGUCUUUUGAUUAUACCACAACUGAUACGUCGACAGAUGAGGUAUCAGAUUCAGAUGAAUCUGACUCUGAAACUGAUGAUUUAUCUGGCGACGUUUUAGAAACAAAUGAUCGAGAAUCUAAUAACAACUACGAUAAAUCUGAUUUUCUCGAUACCAUAAAUCUAUCGCCGAGUGUUUCGUACUACAAUUUCCCAACGGAUACAUCGACAGAUCAAGUUUUAGAUAAACCACGAUCAAGUUUUACAAAUCGCGAUAGUAGUACUAAGUCUACCAAAGAUGAAAAUACAACUGACACCAGUUUAGGUAAUUUUGACUCCGACCCAGACGUUUCGACAAAAGGUGCAAGUGGUUCUGCAGAUGAACAAGAUGUUCCAACUGCAACACAAUUUGUAUCGGCUUAUAAUUUUAGAAAAAGAAAGACUAGAUCCGAAGUCAUUAGUGGCGAAGAGAAAAGACAAUGUAGCAACUAG